AUGAGUAACACGGACUUCCUGGGGCGGGCGAUUGACGCCGUCAAGAAGGCCAUCGAGCUCGACAAUUCGGGCGAGUAUGAGAAGGCUUAUCAGGGCUACUACUCCGCACUGGAGCUAUUCAUGCUCGCCCUGAAGUGGGAGAAGAAUCCCAAGUCCAAGGAAAUGAUUCGCGCGAAAACGGGCGAAUAUCUAGAUCGCGCAGAGAAACUCAAGACCCACCUUGAAGCAACGGAAAGUCGAAAAAAGCCAAGUGCGGUAGGCGCCAACGGCAAGGUGGCGCAAGGCAGUGGGAAGGGCGAGUACGUAUCCCAGUCGUCUCAAUCCUGUUUCUAUAUCGGUGUUGGUAAGAACGAAGACGAUAACGAAGACGCUGAUUCGAAGAAGCUACGCAGCGCCCUUGCUGGGGCGAUCUUGUCGGAUAAGCCGAACGUGAAGUGGGAGGAUGUAGCAGGUCUCGAGAGCGCUAAGGAGGCAUUGAAGGAAGCGGUUAUAUUACCUAUUAAGUUCCCUCAUCUGUUUACGGGGAAACGACAGCCAUGGAAGGGUAUCUUGCUCUAUGGGCCUCCCGGUACCGGAAAGUCAUAUCUUGCCAAAGCCGUGGCGACGGAAGCAAACAGUACAUUCUUCAGUGUCAGUAGCAGUGAUCUAGUAUCCAAGUGGAUGGGUGAGAGUGAAAGGCUCGUGAAGCAGCUCUUCAAUAUGGCCCGAGAGAACAAGCCCGCAAUUAUCUUCAUCGAUGAAGUGGAUGCUCUCUGUGGUCCUCGUGGAGAGGGAGAAUCAGAGGCAUCUCGCCGUAUCAAGACGGAGUUGCUGGUCCAGAUGGAUGGUGUAGGAAAGGAUUCGAGAGGUGUUCUAAUCCUGGGCGCAACGAAUAUCCCAUGGCAACUAGAUGCGGCUAUUCGUCGCAGAUUCCAGCGCAGAGUCCACAUCAGCCUUCCCGACAUCAAUGCACGAGUGAAAAUGUUCAUGCUAGCUGUCGGACAGACACCGUGUGAGAUGACACAAGCCGAUUACAGAACACUUGCGGAGAUGAGCGAGGGCUACUCCGGCAGCGAUAUUAGCAUUGCCGUUCAGGAUGCACUCAUGCAACCGAUCCGUAAAAUCCAAACGGCCACGCAUUACAAGAAGGUUUUGGUUGAAGGACAGGAGAAAGUAACACCAUGCUCUCCAGGAGAUGCAGGUGCAAUGGAGAUGACAUGGACGAGCGUGGAAGCAGAUCAGCUGCUGGAGCCCCCGCUCGUUCUGAAAGACUUUAUUAAAGCAGUUCGCAACUCUAGACCCACCGUCAGUCAAGAAGACCUCCAGAGGAACUCGGAGUGGACCAAGGAAUUUGGCAGCGAAGGCGCUUAG
Messenger RNA from Aspergillus oryzae RIB40, 1350 nucleotides. Its product is annotated as AAA family ATPase VPS4. The coding region runs from base 1 to 1350 and encodes 449 amino acids. Gene Ontology annotation, biological process: vacuole organization; endosomal transport. Lineage: Eukaryota; Fungi; Ascomycota; Eurotiomycetes; Eurotiales; Aspergillaceae. Gene Ontology annotation, molecular function: ATP binding; ATP hydrolysis activity. The record is from RefSeq and is a predicted model, not a curated record. The transcript is spliced from 4 exons.